This is a messenger RNA of Microstroma glucosiphilum, 1167 nucleotides long. RefSeq lists its product as hypothetical. The transcript is spliced from 2 exons. The coding region runs from base 364 to 981 and encodes 205 amino acids. The record is from RefSeq and is a predicted model, not a curated record. Lineage: Eukaryota; Fungi; Basidiomycota; Exobasidiomycetes; Microstromatales; Microstromataceae.
CGUGAACCUUUCGUUUGCCUGAUCCGUCAAAUCGACUCGCUGCAUCAUGACAACCCUUUCGAUGUGGACACACCUCUAGAUCGCAACGGAGGCGGACACACAUGCAAAUUGAUGAUGACGUGAUGGUCACCCGGUGGGGACCCGACUGCUCACCUGAUGUGAAUUCAAUGGCGUUUAUCAUCAAUCCCACUGGCUGCUUGCUGAGUAAUGCUAGCUGAGGCGGGCCUGCUGGGCGGCGAGCUCAUCUGUCUGCCAGCUGGCGUCCCUCAUCCAUGCUGCGAAGACGCUUGCUGCCAGAUGUGAAUUCGUCUGCCGCCAUAUAAGAAUUCAAGGGCUCCCUGACGAGAGGACGUUUGCUAUCUGAUGAGGCGCCACCCGCUACUUGGUGGGGACCCUAGCGGACCUCGACUCGACGGAUUACGAAGAGAAUCUUGCGAACUCGCCACGCAAGCGUCUGCUGACAAGUUGCCAGCUGGCAGCAUCGAGCUUGCAUCGACGCCCCAUCAAUUGGCCUUACUCAUCAUCCGUCACUUCACUUUGCUUCUUCGCGCCUUCAAGGACAUAAUCAUGAAGCUUCAAGUCCUUCAUUUCAUAGCUAUGCUGCUGGCAGCCGCUAUCUUCUCCUCUUCUUCUGCUUCUGCGCUUCCCCUACCCAGCGAGGACAGUAGCAGUAAUGACGAGGCAGACUUCCCCUUUCGACCUCACAGGAUCAAAUACUGCUUUCACGGAGACAAUACUCUAUGCGGGCACGACUGCUUCCAAGAGCACUACGUAGCUAAAGAGCAGUACCUGCGCCAUUCUGGGAGCCUAAAAGGUCCGAUGCCUCCGGCAAGCCCCAGCCAUUGCGAGAAUUCUGCCGGGAGUCAGUCUGGUUGGAGCAAGUUCCGUAAGAAAGUAAAAAAGGGCACCCAGGCGGUGGCGAAGGCGAUGAAGAAUGUGCGCGGGUCUAGUAGAGUUCAUCCGCAACCAAGACGUCGCUAGCCACUGCUGCUGGCUCAGGCGAAGAGUGUUGCGGGGGUGUGGUAAGGCGAGAGCCAACGACGGACAGCUCUGCAGCACAGAGCCAGCCUACCCUUGUCGUCAGCGAUCAUGGAGAUUUCAUCAACAAUGGCGACGCGUCACGAUCAGACUCUCCCUCGUCUGCGCCUUAUAUCUGAAAUGAGUCCU